AUGCAACAACUGAAGAAACUUGAGGAAGGACGUGGAAAGAUGCACAAAUAUGGGAACGUGCAUUCCACUGCUAUGUCGUGGCCUCUUCUGAGAUCAGAAUCAGAGAAUCACGUAAGCCAAACAGAUAAGAAGCAGCAGAGCAGAAUCAACAAGAAACCAAAAUGGGAGCCACUGAACGUCUCCGGACAUUAA
This is a messenger RNA of Sphenostylis stenocarpa, 192 nucleotides long. Lineage: Eukaryota; Viridiplantae; Streptophyta; Magnoliopsida; Fabales; Fabaceae. The record is from the annotation of a GenBank genome assembly.